This is a messenger RNA of Wallemia mellicola CBS 633.66, 3633 nucleotides long. RefSeq names its product P-loop containing nucleoside triphosphate hydrolase protein. Bases 201 to 3590 code for a protein of 1129 amino acids. Gene Ontology annotation, cellular component: intracellular anatomical structure; nucleolus. The transcript is spliced from 8 exons. Gene Ontology annotation, biological process: maturation of SSU-rRNA from tricistronic rRNA transcript (SSU-rRNA, 5.8S rRNA, LSU-rRNA). The record is from RefSeq and is a predicted model, not a curated record. Gene Ontology annotation, molecular function: RNA binding; ATP binding. Lineage: Eukaryota; Fungi; Basidiomycota; Wallemiomycetes; Wallemiales; Wallemiaceae.
CGAGAGAUAGAAGCAACAGGUUCAACGCCAAGGGGCGACAGUCAGGACUGAAUAAGCUCAAGGAAGAUUCUAAGCGUAAAGAGCGCAAAAAGGCUGGUAUCUCCCAGGAAGCAGGCGAUAGUGACGGCGAUGCGAAUACAGAUAUCAUAGUACCAAAAACGAAGGAACAGAAGGAGAUAGACAAAGAGAGAAAGUUAGAAAUGCGUAAACAGCUUGAAUCUGAGCAGGAAGGCAAAAUAUCGAGCAAGAAGCGCAAGAGAUUGGAUGCAUUUAUCACACGCCAACUCAAAAAGGAAGAACGGAAGGAAUUGAUUGACAAACUUUCGAAAUCUCAAUCAGCUAGUGAUGCAGCUUACCUCAAAUCAUCUGCUAAUCUUGGUUCCAGGUUGCAACAUACUGCUGAAGAUAAGAUAGCCCUCUCUGAACAUUUAGCAGUCAAAUCUGCAAUGAAGAAGGCUGGAAGCCGCAAUGGACCAGCUGAAUCUGUUGAUGAUCAAUCUCACAGUGAUUCUGAGGUCUCAGAUGACUCUGAUGACGAAAUUUCACAUCCUAUCGCAAAGCCAGAACCAACAAAGGAACAGGAGAGGAUUAUUUCAACCAAAAAGAAAGCAGCUGUUGUGGACGAUAAAGCACAGAUGCAACAACCUACUCAAAAGCCUACUGAAAGUACGCUUGGAAGUGCUCUUGGUGCAGGCGGCGUAACACCUGUAAUAAGGCCUAGAAAGAAGAAAACAAAGACUAUUCCUGCAUUGACCCGCGGUUGGAAGAUACCUUCGAAAGAAGAAGAACCGGCAGAAUCAGAAAGAGAGUCAGACUCUUCGUUCGACUCUUCAGCCUCAGAGUCUGAGGAAGAUGAUGAGGACAAUAAAGACCACAGCGAAGAUGAAGAGAUGUCAGAAAAUGAUAGAAGCGAUGAGGAAGAACCACAGACAGAGAGAGGUCAGAAGUUCAAGGAAUGGGCUUUGAGACAGAUGAACGAUGAUGCAGAGCCAAAGGUUGACGAGGUUGUGACCCAAAUACCAGAGCAUUACAAAAAGUCAGCAGGCCCAGAGAGAGCAUUAGCUGACAAAAUCGAACUGCCAUCUCACUCACUUCUGCAAGAAUCAGAUGACGCAUCUAUCGUCCGCACAGUUCCAAUAAAAAGAAGUGAGGAAUUACAAACAUCGAGAUUGCUUCUACCAGUUGUCGAACUGGAACAAGAGAUAGUUGAAACUGUUCUAUUGAACCCAAUUACGGUUAUUUGUGGUGAGACAGGUUCAGGUAAAACGACUCAGUUGCCGCAAUUCCUUUAUGAGCGUGGGUUUGGUACAAAACAAAGCUUAAAUCCAGGAAUGAUUGCUGUUACGCAACCAAGAAGAGUUGCCGCGGUCUCCAUGGCUAAUCGUGUUGGUGAAGAACUCGGCGUCGGUUCACCAAAAGCUGCUUACAAGAUCCGUUACGACGGUAAUACUAGCCCAGAGACAGCCAUAAAGUUCAUGACGGAUGGUGUUUUACUUAGGGAGCUGGCGAAUGAUUUCCUUUUGACAAAGUAUUCGGUUAUCAUUGUAGAUGAAGCGCAUGAAAGAAGUGUCAACACAGAUAUUCUGAUUGGUGUACUUUCAAGAGUAGUGUCAUUGCGGAAUAACCGCUGGAAAAAGAAUCCGGAAGAUAUACAACCUUUACGUCUGAUAAUCAUGUCUGCUACAUUAAGAGUCUCGGAUUUUACAGAGAACAAGGCCUUAUUCCAACAAACACCCCCUGUUAUCAAUGUCUCGGCUCGUCAGCAUCCUGUCACGAUACACUUCUCUAAGAAGACGACUCCGGAUUACGUCGAGGAGGCUAUGAACAAGACAAUAAAAAUACACAAGAAGCUUCCACCGGGUGGUGUACUGGUAUUCCUCACUGGUCAAGGAGAAAUAGAGACAGUUUGUAAGAAGUUGAGACAACGUUUCGGAAAGAAAACGAAAAGCAAAUCCGAAUCAACAAAUAACAAGCUACGUUCAUCAAAUCCUGCCGCAGGUGAUGUAGAGAUCGAGGAUGUUGAUUUUGGUAACGACGACGACCCUGCUCUGGAUAUAGACGACGACUUGGAUGAGGAAGUGGACUCUGGAGACGAGUCUGGAUUCGAAGAGGCAGUUGAAGAAGAAACCUCGAGUGCGAUGCAUGUCUUACCACUUUAUUCGCUAUUGCCGUCAGAAAAACAAAUGCAGGUCUUCGAGCCACCUCCAGAGGGUACCAGACUUGUCGUUAUUGCGACAAACGUUGCUGAAACGUCUCUCACUAUCCCUGGUAUUCGCUAUGUCGUUGAUUCUGGUAGAGCCAAAGAGCGUUCAUACAAUCCACAAAAUGGUAUGCAGAGUUUCGACGUAUCUUGGGUAUCCAAAGCAUCAGCUGCCCAGAGAGCUGGUAGAGCUGGUCGUACAGGUCCUGGUCACACGUACAGACUAUAUUCAUCAGCUGUAUUUGAGAACCAUUUUGAGCAAUUUGCCAAACCAGAAAUCCUCAGAAUGCCAAUCGAAGGUGUCGUCUUACAAAUGAAGAGUAUGAACUUGGAUGUCGUUGACAACUUCCCAUUCCCUACACCACCAGAUGUAAUCGGACUCAACAAAGCUGAGAAAAUGUUACUCAAUUUAGGAGCGCUCACAGACACGGCACUCUCUCAAGUGAAGAGUAGAUUUAAAAUCACAGAAUUGGGACGCAGCAUGAGUCUGUUCCCAGUCACUCCACGCUUCGCUAAGAUGCUUGUCACCGGCUUCCAGCAUGGAUGCUUACCCUACGUGAUAGCCAUUGUCUCCGCACUCUCGGUCGGCGAUCCCUUCAUCCACGAGGAAGCUCUCAAAGCGACAAUGAACGACGACGAUAGUGAAGACGUUCGUCAGGCUAUGCGUAAAGCGUUUUUCAAAUCCCACCAGAAGUUCGCCAGUUUGGGCAAUCACUCGAGCGAUCUCUUCAAAGUUCUGGCAGCCGUAGGAGCUUAUGAAUAUGCUGGUGGAGGCGAGGCAUUCUGCAAGAGUAAUUUCCUGCGCAGCAAAGCCAUGGGAGAGAUUCGCAAGCUGCGUGCCCAGAUUAGCUACCUCAUCCAAAGUACUUUCCCAAAUGUAGAUGCGAACUUCGUUCCGAAGUUAAAUCCUCCAAACGAGACUCAACAAAAGGUGCUUAAGCAGUUAAUCGCAGCAGGUUUCAUUGAGCAAGUCGCAGUACGUAAAGAUCUGGUCGAGGAGACUGAAAACAGUGGGAAAAAAUUCCAGUCGUGUCGCAAUAUACCCUACAAAGCGGUUGGGAUUGAUCAAGAUGUUUAUAUACACCCAAGCUCGACCAUUUUUAAUGGCGAACCACCUGGAUUUAUAACUUACACUGAGAUUAUACAAACUAGCCAGCCGUAUAUGAAGGGCAUCACCGCGAUAGAAGCAUCAUGGCUGCACAAAUUAGGUAGAAAUAUGUGCAGAUUCUCGAAACCUAUUGAUGUCCCACUUAAUGCUAAGCUCGCGUCGAGUGAGACUAAGAAGGAAGUCAUCGUUGAACCAUUCUUCGGUCCUGGAAGAGGGAUUAAGUUGCCAGCUGUCAAGAUGGAGCAAGUGAAAGACUCUCAUGGCAGAUGGAUACUCGCUUGAUUGAUAGAUUAUUUAUUGUAGUAUUAAUUUAUAGACUCCGUUU